AGAUCCGUGAAAUAAAGUGAAAAAUAUUUUAUUUAUAUUUUUUUGAAACGAAUUUUUGAAAUGAAAAAUUUUUGUCAAAUCAAAAUCACAUAAAUAAAUCUCUGAGAAAUGUCAACAUAUAAUUUUGAAAAUGAUCCAUUUGCUGAUCCAGCUAUAACAGCUGCAGCUAAUUCUGGACAAAGAAAUUCGGGUAAUAAUGUUUCAGCUGCUGCUGUUGCUGUUGCUUCCGAUGAUUUUGAUUAUAAUCCAUUUGCAAAUCAACCGACAGUCACAACAACCAAUACAAAUGUUGAUCCAUUUUCACCAACAUUAGUAUCUCCACCUGCUACAACAUCGGUAACAUCACCAACGACAGCCAUAUUAAGUCCAACUAAUGUAGCAACACAAAAUGUUAAUUUAUCUUAUAAUAAUAAUCCACAACAAUCAACAACAAAUUCAUCAUCAAACAAUAUAACAGCCGAGCAGCUUAGACAACGUCAAGAAGAAUUGGAUCGUAAAGCGGCGGAAUUGGCCGCAAGAGAAGCCGAACUUCAUCGUGCACAACGUCUCAACAAUGUUCGAGUCAACAAUUUUCCACCAUUGCCAAGUUUUUUUCCAUGUCAACCUUGUUUCUAUCAGGAUAUUAAUAUUGAAAUUGAAAUUAAUUUUCAAAAUAUCGUACGACAAGUCUAUCAAUUAUGGAUGUUCUAUAUCCUGACUUUGUUGGUCAAUCUCAUUGGAUGUUUGUUUGCAUUCAUCGAAGGAAUACCGGGUGGCGCCGGAAUGUUUAGUUUUGCAUUGGUUACUAUCGGAUUGUUUAUACCAUUAUCAUUCAUCUGUUGGUUUAGACCUUUAUACAAAGCUUUCCGGGAUGAUAGUUCAUUCAAUUUUAUGGUUUUCUUUUUUGUUUUUUUCUGUCAAUUGGUCUUGUCAUCGGUUUGGGCAUUGGGCUUCCCGGGCUCUGGUGGAAUUGGCCUAAUUCAAACAUUGAAAUAUUUUUCUACAUCGGGAAUAUCCGGUUGGUUUCGAAUAAUUUGUUUAAUAUGUACUUUUGUUCUAUCCUGUUAUGCUUUGGCAUCAGUUUAUAUUCUAAUCAAGGUACAUGGUAUUUAUCAUAAAAGCGAUCUAAGUAUCCAAAAAGCCCAAGCUGAAUUUACAUCAAGAGUAAUGAGCAAUGAACGUGUACAACAAAUGGCAACGAGUGCCGCUCAACAAGCUGCACGUCAAGCAAUGAAUCAGGCAUUCAAUCCACAACAGCAACAACAACAACAACAAUCUGGAGGUGGUUUUCGUUAUUAGAAUUCUUUAAAAAUGAUAAUUAUGUAAC
Molecule: messenger RNA, 1306 nt
Organism: Dermatophagoides pteronyssinus (European house dust mite)
Lineage: Eukaryota; Metazoa; Arthropoda; Arachnida; Sarcoptiformes; Pyroglyphidae
Gene: Scamp
Product: secretory carrier membrane protein
Biological process (GO): protein transport
Cellular component (GO): trans-Golgi network membrane; recycling endosome membrane
Source: RefSeq, a predicted model, not a curated record